AUGUCUAAAGGGUUGUGGGCUGCUAUUGCUCAGACUUUUACCAAGUUGGCUGAGGUGGUUGUAGGAUUGGAGUUGGACUCAUGGGAGUCGAAUUUGGCCCUUGAUGAUACAUUAUCGAUUAGCAAUACUAGGCAAAUGAUUGAUGACCUAACUUCGCAUGUGACCACGGUUUCUACAUGUUGGAAUAAAUACAUCCUGAUAAAGAUAAAUGUUUUCAUGUGGCGGGUUCUUUUGAAUUGCAUUCCAACUAGAAUCAAUUUGAGUAAUCAUGGUAUUGACAUCCCGUGUUUGUUUUGCCCUUUGUGUGACAAUGCGAUGGAGGAUAGCAAUCAUGUUUACCUUUUAUGUGAUAUUGCAGUCCAGGUGUGGAAUGCGAUUGCUAGAUGGGUGGAUUUGACGUUCCGUCAUCUGAUCAAUAUUGUCGAGCUUAUGUCAUGGGUUGACACGGUUCCAUUAUCAAGUAAGAAAAGAAACGUGUUGGAGGUUAUCAUUCUUUCCACUAUAUGGAUCUUGUGGUGGCUCAAAAUUAGUGUAUUGUUCCAAGCUUCGAAUUUUCCUAAAUGUCUCAUUAUGGAUUUGAUUGUUCUCAAUUCUUUUGAGUGA
Messenger RNA from Lactuca saligna, 603 nucleotides. The record is from the annotation of a GenBank genome assembly. NCBI's taxonomy places the organism in Eukaryota, Viridiplantae, Streptophyta, Magnoliopsida, Asterales, Asteraceae.